Gryllus bimaculatus (two-spotted cricket) is the source of this 5870-nucleotide messenger RNA. The record is from the annotation of a GenBank genome assembly. NCBI's taxonomy places the organism in Eukaryota, Metazoa, Arthropoda, Insecta, Orthoptera, Gryllidae.
AUGCACGAGCAACCUAUGCACGAGCAACCUAUGCACGAGCAACCUAUGCUCGAGCAACCUAUGCACGAGCAACCUAUGCUCGAGCAACCUAUGCACGAGCAACCUAUGCACGAGCAACAUAUGCACAUGCUUAGGUAUGUUCCUGGAAGUCACGUCAGUCGGAAGCAAGUGUGUGUGUUCGUGUGUGGUAGAUGGUACCGCGAGAUGGGCGGGUCGCUGGCGGAGAUGCGGCCGGGGUCGGUGCUGGCGCGGCCGCUGCAGUCGGUGCUGCAGUUCCCGCGCGUGCAGCCCGAGGACGCCGGCCGCUACGUGUGCGUGGCGACCAACCUGCUGGGCGAGGACCGGCGCGAGCUCACGCUCUCCGGGGGCUCGGCGGGGGGCGGGGCGCACGUCACCUGGCUCAAGGACGGACGGCCGCUGCUGGACGGGCCGCGGGUGAGCGUGCUGCCGGGGGGCCACACGCUGCUCGUGCGCUCCGUGCACAAGUCGGACCGCGGCAUGUACCAGUGCAUGGCGCGCAGCGGGGACGAGAGCGCGCAAGGCAGCGCGGAGCUCACUCUCGGUGCGGUUGCUCCAGAGCUGCAGUCCACCUUCAUUGAACAAACCUUGCAACCUGGCCCUCCAGUGUCACUGCGCUGCACAGCGUCAGGGAAUCCUCCUCCACGUGUGACGUGGCUGCUAGAUGGGGGAGACCUUAGGCCGCGUGGGUACGUUUUGGGCAGCUACUUGGAUGCCUCUGGAGAUGUCGUCUCUCAUCUCAACAUCUCAUCCGUACGCGUGCAGCAUGGAGGCCUUUACACAUGUGUAGCUCGAAAUAUGUUGGGGUCGUCGCAACACUCUGCAACUCUAAAUAUUUAUGGACCACCGUCACCAAGACCUCCUCAAAAUCUGACCGUAGUGGAUGGUACUGACGUUUUUCUGCGGUGUCCGGUGGCUGGAUUCCCCAUAGCCAGCGUCACGUGGCAGCGAGGAGGCGAAAUCCUCCCCACGAACCUGCGCCAUCACAUUUUUCAAAACGGGACCCUCCAAGUGCGCAAAGUGGAGGGAGCCAAGGACCGCGGGGAGUACACGUGCGCGGUGCGCAAUCAACAGGGACAACAAGCGACCGGGCGACUGCACCUGGAAAUCAUGAAGCCACCUCAAAUAGCACCUUUCCAGUUUCCAAGCAACUUGCAAGAAGGGAAUAGAGCACAGGUGUCUUGUAGCAUUAUUUCUGGAGAUCUACCGAUUAGUAUUUCUUGGCGCAAGGAUGGUGGCCCCCUACCACGAGAAGCAGAUGUUCAUGAACAAUUGCAUGAGUUUGUAAGCAAUUUGCUGUUUAGUGACCUGGCUGAACGCCAUUCUGGAUUAUACACCUGCAUAGCAAGCAAUGCUGCAGCAGUUUCCAAUUAUACCACAAAAUUGGUAGUAAGAGUGGCUCCAACUUGGUUGAUUGAACCUCAAGACUUAUCAGUUUUGUUUCAUCAUUCUGUUUCUUUACACUGUCAAGCAAAUGGCUUUCCUUCCCCUUCAAUCACCUGGAUGAAAGCCAAAGGAAAUCAACCAACUGACUUUGUUCCUUUAGAAACCAAUCCCCAAAUAAUAUUGUCAAGUAAUGGCUCAGUUAUGAUACGAGCAGCAGAUCCCACUCACGAAGGUCAUUAUACUUGUCAGGCAAGCAAUGGUAUUGGCUCAGGCCUGAGCAAAGUUAUAUUUUUGCGAGUGAAUGUCCCUGCCCAUUUCACAUCAAGGAUAGUUAACCAAAGUGGGGUAGCUGGAGAAGAUGUAAUGCUCAGCUGUGAAGCCAAGGGUGAUUUGCCAGUUCAUGUUACGUGGUCUACAUCUCAUCGAUCAUUGACCCCCAGCCAGUCACAAGUAACAGAGGAGCAGACUAGUUCUGGCCUAAUUGCCAAACUUCAUCUAGAUUCUUUGAGUCGUAGAGAUGCAGGGCCAUACCAUUGCUCAGCAAUGAAUGAAUAUGGGCAAGAUGAAAUGAUGAUUUACCUGACAGUAAAAGAACCACCAGAAGCUCCUGAGAGAGUUGAAGUGAUAGAAACAGGAAGUCGCUGGGUGAGUGUAGCCUGGAGAGCUCCUUAUUCUGGCCACGCUCCCAUCAAUUAUUAUGUGGUGCAGUUUCGAGAGGAAGGAAGUAGUGUUUGGAACAAUGUCACUGUUGGAGGAGCAGCCAGAACAGCUCGUAUUGGUGCAUUAAAGCCAGCUUCUUCAUACACACUACGAUUAUUGGCAGUAAAUGAAGUUGGAGCUGGAGCUCCAAGUGAAGGCACCGAUGUUCUCACUUUACAAGAAGCACCAAGUGGACCACCAAUAGAUAUAACUGUUGAAGCAACUACUCCUGAAGUGCUAAUAGUUCGUUGGAAGCCUCCUUUACUCAGUUAUUCUAAUGGAGAUAUCUUGGGUUACCAAGUUGGUUACCGUGAAGAUUCACCAAUUGGGCAACAACAACAGCAACAAGUGAGAACUGUACGAGGACGGCAUCGCCUUGAAGUGACACUCACUGGCUUACACCAUUAUACACGAUACGAAAUAACAGUGAGAGCCUUUAAUCAAGUUGGUGCUGGUCCUGCAUCUCCACCUCAAAUUGUCACAACAUUGGAGGGUGGUUUAAUUAAUUUGCAUGUUUCUGAACCAUGGCAUUCAUUUAUAGUUCCAGAUAUGCCUCCCCAAGACUUGCGCUGCUCUGCUCUAUCUCCUCAAAGCAUCAGAGUGCGUUGGAAUCCUCCUGCACAAGAACAUCGGAAUGGCAACAUAGAAGGAUACAAAGUUUUCUACAAAAAUGUCAACACCCACAAAGUACCAGGUCCACCAGAGCAGAUCAAAGCACUGGUCAUGACAUCUGACAGUAUUAUGGUGGCUUGGACACGACCUUUGGACCCUAAUGGCAACAUUAUAAAAUACAAUGUUUACAUACAAACAUUACCUCAACAUGGAAAUAAGCAGGAUCUUCACAAAGAAACUGUGUUCGGAGAUCGUGAAUUAAUUUAUGAGGCUCGCCGUUUAAAAGAAUUUCAGCGUUAUGAGUUUUGGGUAACAGCAUCUACUCUUGUUGGAGAAGGUCCAACAAGCAAUAAAGUACCUCAAUCUCCAAUAUCACGAGUACCAGCUCGAAUAGCUUCAUUUUCACAGCAAGUCAUUGCCGGAGCAGGCAAAAAUGUUGUGCUUGCAUGUCAUGCUGUGGGUUUACCUGCACCCAAUAGACAGUGGAGAAGUCCUUCUGGAACCAUACUAACAACUACUUCAGGAAAUAGGUCACAUAGAGUUCUCGCAGAUGGCAGUCUUGCUAUGGGUCCUUUAAAACCUGAUGAUGCUGGUAAUUAUUCUUGUUUAGCAGAAAAUGUUUUUGGCAAAGACGAAGUGUCAUAUGGGCUUAUAGUUCAAGUUCCACCAAGUCAGCCAGUGUUAACCAUCCCAGCAACGACUAUGCGCACCAUAUCCUUACAAUGGAAAGUUGUUGACAAUGGUGGAAGCCCAAUUACAGGUUAUACUUUAAACUACAAACGGGAGUUUGGUGAAUGGCAAGAAUUAUCUAUUGACCCUGAUCGCAAGACAUACACUUUAGAUGGAGUAAAGUGUGGUUCUGUUUAUCAGUUAUAUAUUACUGCUAUAAAUGGAGUAGGAAACAGUAAAUCAAGUUCAGUAGUAACUGCCAAUACCAAGGGAUCAGCACCGAGAAUUCCCUUACAAGAUGAUUUGUUGGUGGUUAACUCAACCUCAGUAACACUCUUCCUGGAUGCUUGGCCCAGUGGUGGUUGUCCACUUCAGUAUUUUGUUGUGGAAUAUAGAGCACGUACACAAAGUUCUUGGACAUUAGUUUCAAACAAUAUCCAACAAGAAGAACUUAUCAUACCAGAUCUUACUCCUGCCACAUGGUAUGCUUUGAAAGUCACAGCUCACAAUGAUGCUGGUUCUAGCAUGCAGGAAUUUGUGUUUGCCACAAAAACAAGAGGAGGAGACACACUUCUCUCAGAAAUGGUUCCUGAUACUUCUGAACAGCAAGGUUCUUUUUACACACAUCUUAAUGUGAUCAUUCCAAUUGUUUCUGGGAUCAUAUGUACUAUAGCAGCAUCUAUUUGUGUGUGUAUUAUUGUACAUAGACGGCAUUAUGCAGGUUAUAAACCAGGUGACUCUGGCUAUGGCGCUAAGUCAUUGGCUGAAUUGGAAAAUCAACGUAAUAAUGACCAGCAGGGUAGUCAAGGUGGACAGCUGUAUUCUCCUUCUCCUGCAAGAAAAGGAGACUCAUCUCUUAGUGUCCAGAAAGGCAGUGACACUUCAGGCCAAGACUACGAGAUCUGCCCGUAUGCUACCUUCAGCUUACCUGGAACAGGUAAUGCCAACCAGACCAUGGACUAUUCCAUGCAGUUCCAGACAUUCAGCCAACAGGAGUGUUAUGCUGGCCAGCCGCGUCCUAGUACAUCAGGUUAUGGCAGCAAAUCCAACAAGGACUAUUACUCUCGAGUGAGAGCUAAAUCCAAUGGUUCACGCAAUUCCGCAGAAAUAAAAAUAUCCAGAUGUUCGAAAAGCCCACCAGAUGGUCUUAGUUUGGAAAUGCCUUGUGCAGAAAUCUCAUGCAUUUCAAGUCAGCAGACACUGCCUGUGUCUGUAGCUGCAGCCAAUUCAAGUCACCAUAGACGUAAUAAAUCACCUCCCAACCAAAACCAUCGUGAGAGUCAUAGUAGCAGCAGUGGAAUUGGAUUCGGUCACUCUCGCAGUUGUUCAGUUGGGGCAGAACGUGAACGGUCAGAUUCAGACAGCAGCACAGGUGUUGGGAGUCCACGACGCAGAGAAUCUAAAUCUCAUCCAACACAGUACCGAUUGCCUCCUGCUAAUCAUAGGUCAAACAAAACACCUCACCAUGGAGACUCAGUUUUUGAAUUGGAUUCAAGCACAGAAUCUACAGAAGCAUCUCCUGAGGUGAGCCACAGGAAUCGACGAGGCAUGGUACGCAGGGGGACGCCAUCCAGACAAAAUCCUAACAGUGGAGCAGUCUGCCAAGAGGUAGUACCUCUGCAGCCCCCCUCUGGCUUCUCGGAUGGCCAGGAAUUAUCAGAGGCAGAAUGUGAUAGAGAAGCGGGUCGUGAAAAUAUCCCUGCUCUUCCAUUAUUUCGACAUGAGGAACUUGAACAAGAAUUGUCAACUCUUGUUAAAAGAUAUCGCCAAGAACGUGAUAGAGAGAAACAAGAUUAUACUAUUCAUGUUUAAAAAGUCAAGAAUUUGUAUUCAAGAAGUGCCAUCAAAGAAAAUUUUAAAACAAAAUUGUAUGUUUCAAAAAUAAUAAACCAGGAAUUGAUACAGUUUUGUAUUGAAAACAAAAAUUCAGUAUUUCAUUUUUCAAUUGAUGUAGGGGAGUAUUUGAGGAGAAUCUAAAAUGGGACUGAAAAGCUUCAAGAAAAAGUCUGUACUUCCAUUAAAAAAAUUUUGAUAAAAUAUUCCAUGAAAUUUCAAACAUAUCAUAUAUGAUAACAUUUGAGAAGAAAUUAAUUGAAUAAAUAUGAUUACAGAAAUAUAAUAAAAUCAAAUGAAAAAUAAUUUCUAACAAAAUACUUAUUCCAGUCCAAAAUUGCAUUGCAUAAUUGAAUGCUAUUGGCCAAAAGUAAAAAAAAAUGCAGAGCCUGCAUAUUGUUUAUGAAGUUCAUAAUUCAGGUAACAUUCAUUGGAUUGUUGCAGAUGAAUUUUACAAGGGCUUACAAAUCUGAAAAUUAGACGUCUUACUAAUCAUGCUGCUCUUAACAUUUGUAAUUGUUUACUUAAUGUACAGAGAAAUAUUUGAAGCAUUUGCAGAACAUUUAUUUUGUAUGUAUAUAACUGUAUUUUAAUAAGUUGAAACUGUGAUGUCAUAUUUAAAACAUAUGAAUAUUUAUAAUACAUAUAUAUCC